Molecule: messenger RNA, 2143 nt
Organism: Hymenoscyphus albidus
Lineage: Eukaryota; Fungi; Ascomycota; Leotiomycetes; Helotiales; Helotiaceae
Source: the annotation of a GenBank genome assembly
CAAACGGGUAAUCGACAAAGUGAUGCUUGCUUGGUCUUUAUUCCACUUACCGGUCGCUCAUGGGAGACCUUGCUUGGUCCUUGGCUUGGCCAAGGAAAUGUCAACUCCAACUCCUGACAUUGUAUUUAGUACGGUAAGGUCGUCGUCCACUGGUCGCGUGCCCUACUUCAUGGUCCUUUUUCUCCUCUAUCUGACCUCACCGUCUCUCCUUAACAAGUGUGCCUCCUUUCUUUCUUUGGUUCACUGGUUAGGUCUUGGGGUUGAUGGUCCUCGCCCCCUCCAUCUUUGUUGACGGAAGCCGAACAACCAAUAGAGAAAUAUCAUUGCGUCAGCAUUCCCAGAGCCUUUAGAAAGAACCCUUUUCCAUGAGCGAACCGUUCAUUCGACUUCACUCAAUAUUGCCAACAUUCCCAGACUGAUCUCGCUAACUAUAAGCCUUUGCCGCGGGUUCCGGAAUACUUUAUAGACCACCGGAAGAGCUGGGAACGAAGAGAGAGAAAUAAGCUGCAGUCCUACGGUCAGAAUGACUUCCAACAUGUCAGUAACGUACGAAGAACCGGAAUGGAAUAGUGCUCCAGCUUGGAAAUUGCCCGGAUGGGCAGAACCUAUCGUAAGAAAAUUCAAAAGAGAUAUGAUAUAACUAACACUAACAAACUUGUAAGGUGGUUGCUAGUAUAUUGAUUGGGACGAUGGUACUAACGAGACGCCGAGGUUACCGGAUUCUUGAGACAAGAAGAGAAUAUUUGCUAGUAGACGACGAGUCCGACUAUGCAUCCGCUCGAUCAUCCGACGACUUGAUUGCAAGAGAACAUAUGCUUGGGAGUGAUAGCGAAAGUUUUGAGUCGGCGUCAACGUCAAAAUAUCCGCCAAAGAAGAGAAGAAUUUGUGGAGUAUCCAUAUAUACACCGAAUACCUCGAGAUUUGCGGAUCACUUUCACAGUCGAAUCAUGCAGCGCUUUCCCUUUUUGAUGGAGAUGUUUUAUUGGAUUGUGACGUACGCCUUCUAUCGAUGCACUAGCAUAUUUUCUCAAGCUAUCUUCUCCAAAACGGGGAUAUGGGAUAUUGCGCAAGACCAUGGGCUAGCAGUUUUGGAGUUCGAGCAGUUCUCUUGGUUGAGCUUCCUCUGGCCGGUACACGAAAGAGACGUACAGCAGUGGUUUAUGCAUGGCCAUCAAACUUUCUUGACCGUGCUGAACCGCUCGUAUGCCUUGAUACAUAUCCCAGGGACUGUCGGGUAUGUUACACAGGCUCGAUAGGAUGAUUCUUGCUAACAUUUGACAGCUUCAUCGGAUGGUAUUACUAUGCCGCACCAUCAUUCGACACCUUCGCGCGUGUACGACGAACCAUGACUUUAACGAACUUCUUUGCAUUCAUGAUUUUCAUCUUAUAUCCAUGCAUGCCUCCACGACUCUUGCCGCAAGAAUACGGCUUUCUUGACAGCGUUGGACACAACAAUGGCCAAAGUGUUUGGAUGAGUGGGAAGUACGUCAACUCGCUAGCAGCCAUGCCAUCGAUGCACUUUGGGUAUUCCUUCUGUAUAGGAACUGCCUUACUUUACCACUCUGGUGUCUUCCGUAAAAUACUUGAGCCAGGAGAGCAACGGAAAUCCAAACCAUGGGCCAUUUUUUACGUCUUGCCAGCUAUCGCUUAUCCCUCGUGGAUUCUAAUCACCAUUGUCGCAACAGCCAAUCAUUAUUAUCUCGACGCGUGUGUCGCAUUUUUCGUCGUCAUUGUUGCAUUUAUGUGUAAUAAGGUGUUCUAUGUCAUGAUUCCUUUGGAGGAUCUCUUGCUCUGGUGUUUGAGAUUGGAGAAGCCAAUUCCAACGACGGGCGAUAGACUUCGUAAGGAUCGCUUCUGAUACUCUUUUUUUUGCAUUUUCUUCAUUGCAUCAUUGCAUAUGUAGCAUGGGAAUGGGCUUCUAGCUUUGCAUGGUAGAUGAGCUUGCACCUGGUCGGCGUUUCUGUUUUUUGAUACCAUGGUAAGAAUAUAAUACAUUGGGAAUAGGCGCGGUUAGGAGAAUGGUUCCUGGGAGAUCUGGAUAGGAAUUAGAAGCCCAAGCUUAGUAAUGGAUAUGGGUGUAUAUAUCGCGAAGAAUAUAUGAAGAGGUGUACAAUUCUUUGAAUUGUGUAUCCAUAUGUCCUGC